Messenger RNA from Heterobilharzia americana, 2203 nucleotides. Lineage: Eukaryota; Metazoa; Platyhelminthes; Trematoda; Strigeidida; Schistosomatidae. The record is from the annotation of a GenBank genome assembly.
CAGCACCCAAUCGCCCCUCUGGCUAACCAGAGCUAAAGCAGUUUGGUGGAUAGACCUACCUCAUCGAAGGCCACCAAAAACCCGCAACCGUCCCGCAAGGCCUAGAAGUGAGAGAGAAGAAACCAAUUGAUUUAUAUUGGAUAUUGGAUUUGGUAUUGAAGAUGACAAUGCUAAUGUGAUAAUUCAAAUACGUGGCUACAUGCGUUAAUGCUUUUAGGUGUAAGACUGGUUGCAGUCAGGAACUUUUGUGGAGCAUUACCUUCUGUGAUAGAAAAAAUGAGCAAAAGAGAAAGAUGGAAUGCGGAAAAGACUGCUUUGAAAAAGCGCAGACAGGAGAAAAAACGGUCUGUAGAAGAUUUUGAUCAUUAUGAGAAUUCAAGCAUCAGUGACUACUACAUAGAUGGAAUUUUCAAAAAGGUUUAUUUAAAAUCUAUUUCUGUGUACUGACAGGUCUUCCCAUAUCACUUUGUGUUCAAAGCGUACACAAAAAACAGAUGGAUUGGUCGUAAGCUUUAUGAUGUCCUGCAGUCUGAGUUUCGUUAUGUCUCAAAUGAAGAAAUCGCUAGGCGGUGCGAGUUCGGUGACAUUCUUAUUAAUGAUGCGAAAGUUGAUCCUGACUAUGUAAUGAACGAUAGUGACCUCCUUUCCCAGAGAGUCCAUCGCCAUGAAUGCCCUGUUUUGAACUUACCCAUAGAAUUUCUGCACAACUCGGAAAAUGUGUUGGUAAUCAACAAACCACCUUCAAUACCGAUCCAUCCUUGUGGUCAGUACACUUUAAACAGUAUUACACAUAUCCUGGCCAAAGAAUAUGGUCUUCGUCCUCUGCGAUUUACCCAUCGACUUGACAGAAUGACUUCAGGAUUACUUCUGAUUGCCAAGACCUAUGAUACAUCUGUUCGCCUGCAUUCACAGAUUGCUAAUAAAGAGGUAACGAAGUAUUAUAUAUGUCAUGUGGAAGGAUGUUUUCCUACUGAAACAAGGCCAGACGAUUGCUGCGUUGAUUUUGAAGUAAGUGAUGGAGUAGUGAUUUGUGAUAAACCCGUUGGUCCGAUCAGCCGUAAAAUGGGGAUCCACGCUGUCUUGUCAGAAUCGGCUGGUGGUAAAUCUGCUCGUACGCAUUUCAUGCGCUUAAGCUACAACCCUGUCACAAAUACAAGUUUAGUCAUCUGUCGAUUGUUCACUGGACGUACUCAUCAGAUUCGAAUUCACGUGCAGUACUUGGGUUAUCCUAUUGUCGAUGAUCCUUUAUACAAUUCAACUGAUUGGGGUCAAUUGAAAGGAAAAGGUGCUGAAUAUGGAAUGACUGUUGAAGAAGUUAUUGAAAAGUUAGGCAACUCACUUAAUCGAGAGAAAUAUAUUACUCAACAGACGGAUGGGAUGCUGAAAAACUCUCUGGAUCCCGAAGUAUCCGCUCGGCUUCAAUCCUGUGUAGACCCUACAUGCUCUGAUUGCAAAUUGACUUUCAAAGAUCCAACCAUGAACCAUCUGAUAUUAAGACUGCAUGCGUAUCGUUAUAGCGGACCAGAUUGGUGCUACUCUGCGCCUUUACCAAGUUGGGCUAAAGAUGAAAACGUUUUAGAUUUGGAUAAUCUGAUCGAAGAAGCCGUAAAAAAGUUAUGAACAGUUACCUGUAUCAACUUUCUUCAGAAAUGUACAGUUCUCGUUCCCGUGUAUAGGUUUAAAGCGCUUACAAGUUUACUUUUCUCCAGGCAUUUUUACUUACUGUGUGUUCACUGGUUGCAUAAAUUGUAUUUUUAAGUACUUCACGAUCAUACUGUUAAUACUGCUUCCAUUUUUUCCUUAUAUGUAUAACUCUUAGUCGCUUGUAGUUUCUUUUCUACAUUUUAUUUAUUUCAUUUGCCAGAAAAGUUAUACAAAUAUUUUGGAGCUAAGCUUUCGUUUCGUUUCUGACAGUUGUUUCCAUUUCUAAAGAUUUAAACAUAAGGAAGUUGAAUAAGCGCUUAAUUUGCCUCAUAUCGUAAUCAUGCUCGGAAAGAGUAGUGAAUAAAUCUGAUCUAUCUUUGUAAAACUGUAGUGCUAAUGCAUUCAUUGUUGUUUGUGUAACUGAAUUCACAAUAUUCCUAAAAUCAGCUCUUUAUGGUAUUGUUCCCGCUAAAAUAGUCUCCUGAAGAUGAGAUUGCUGCAAAAUAACAGUAGUAAGUGUUAAAAAGUCCACAAAUACAUUCAGUAUUUUAAUUCGCUG